Molecule: messenger RNA, 891 nt
Organism: Brassica napus (rape)
Lineage: Eukaryota; Viridiplantae; Streptophyta; Magnoliopsida; Brassicales; Brassicaceae
Product: brassinosteroid-responsive RING protein 1
Exons: 1
Coding region: 171-692 (173 amino acids)
Biological process (GO): protein ubiquitination
Molecular function (GO): zinc ion binding; ubiquitin protein ligase activity
Source: RefSeq, a predicted model, not a curated record
UUUUUACUUUCUUUUAACAGAUGUCACAGUCGGUUAACUCUAUCAAAAUCGAUCCUAGAUGACACGACGUCGUUUAAUCUCAUCUUCUUCCUCUCACCUGCUCUAUAAAAGAAACUCUGUAUUUUAUUAAAAAAUCAACCUUUAUUACUCGCACUCUCUCUCUAGCUCCAAUGGGCUUCCCCGUAGGCUACACAGAGGUCUUCCUCCCGAAGCUCUUCGUACAAACACUCUCAAUCCUCAGUUUCAUCAGAACCGUCGUCUUCUCCCUCUUCCGCUUCUUGGGCCUCUCCGACUUCCUCGAAAUGGACCAAACCUGGCCCGACUACACAUCUAACCCGACCCGAACACCCGAACUCCGCUCCCCCUUCUCCGCCCUACUCAUCCGCGAGAUCUUACCUGUCAUCAAGUUUGAAGACGUGACAACGACCUCCGGAGAAGAUCUGCCGGAGAGCUGCGCGGUUUGCCUCUACGAGUUCGAAGGAGAGCAAGAGAUCCGGUGGCUGAGAAACUGCAGACAUAUAUUCCACCGGAGCUGUCUCGACCGUUGGAUGGAUCACGACCAGAAGACGUGUCCUCUCUGUAGAACGCCGUUCGUUCCAGAUGAGAUGCAAGAAGAGUUUAAUCAACGGCUGUGGGCUGCUUCUGGUGUUCAUGAUUUUCACAGUGAGUACUGUCCCGUGACGGAACUAUAGAGAGACAGAGAGACAGCUUCCUUCCCUCCUCCUUUGUGUCUUUUUUUUUUUUUGACUUUUCACCCCUGUACUUUUAAAUUUGCUUUUUUUCACCCCUUGCUAACAUUAGAUUUGCCACGCUUUUAUGUGUGUAUUGUAAAUAUACAUAUGAAUGAGAUGAGCAAUAAACCUUACCAAAUAAAAAAUGAAAUUAAAACUA